GUCAUGGCGGAGGAAGCGCCCGAGGACGGCGCGGCGCGGACCCUGCCCAGCCUCAGGCGGCUCUCCCGGGCUCUGCCCUUCGGACGGAGCCAUGGCCGCCUCAUUGUGCCAGCGCUGUGCUCUCAGGAAAAGGCUGACCCGCAGAAAACAGCGUUCCUGCUGCGGAAAGCCUGGACGCUGUACAGCGUGACCCCUCUGUACGGCUUCCGCCGCGCCCGCCUCAGGGACUACGCGCAGCUGCUGAGCGCCUUCAUCGCCGCCGAGAAGCAGAAGGGGCUGGCGGUGGAGGUGGGCGUCGAGCUGGACAUCAAGGUGGCCCUGUCCAGCCUUGCCGACAUCAGGGGCAGCGAGCUGGACCAGGCUGCCCUCCUCGUGCAGCUCUCCUCGAGGUCACGAAGCUCCUCCAGGAACUCUGAGGACAAACCCGUGUGGUUGGGCUGGUUCUGCUCCGUGUUUGGAGACGAGCUUUCCGAGAACGUGCCCGAGCACUUCACCUGCCUGCCGCUGUUCCUGAGCCACGGCGCCGAGAGCUACACGGCCCUGGUGGGCAGCUGGUUCCAGAAGACUUUCGACUGCUGCUUCAGCCGCCUGGCCAUCAGCCCCCUGAACCUCAGCUGGAUGGUGGCCAUGUGGGCUGGCUGCAAGCUGGACAGAGCUGCCUCUGCCGUGGAACUCGUCUUCUCCGUGCCCCGCCUGGCGCAGCCGCUGGAUAUUUCCUACGCCAUCCACCCGGAGGAUGCCAAAGCUCUGUGGGACACGGUGCAAAAAACGCCGGGAGAGAUCACCCACGAGGAGGUGGAUGUCUUCAUGGACUGCCUCUAUGCUCACUUCCACAGGCACUUCAAGAUCCACUUGUCAGCUGCGAAGCUGGUGAAGAUUUCCACAGCUGUUGCCGCGGCACACUGCGAUGGGAUUGUAAAGAUUCUACACAGCCAGUACCUGCCUGGAGUGCUGAUGCUACUGACUGAACUUGCAAUCUCUCAGAUACAGUGAGAGCCAUUUCAGUAGCUCUUCAUACUCAAAAGGCUUUCUGUUUGGACAGUCUGUGCUGAGAAACCCCCAGGAAACUCACUCCUGCAGCAUCUUCUUUCCUCUCAUUCUGGCUGACUUUGGACAGACUGCGACUCCAGCACUUGGCUGUGUAAUUCCAUGCACAGCAAAGUCAAGCAGACAUUUGGCCCUGAAGAAGGGCUGCAAUGCAAACUUGUGGCAGCUUCCUGAGCAGCUUUGUUUUCUCAGAGUCACUCAUUUCAUUUAUGAGCAGGUAUCAGCUCAGAGACAAACAGUGCAAGUUCUUGGUGCAACUCCCUGGCAGGUAUUUCUGUUGUUUCUAAGUUGGUUUUCACUGGACAGCCUAAGCUAUGCAGACCUUGCCUAAACUGUGACUACUCUUGGGCUACCCUAAAUGCAAAGUUCAGCACACCUGAGAAAGGGUGCAUGCUGUACAAUCCAGGGCAGAAAAAUCCACGUUUCUAACUCCUUUUUUAGCUUGUUAAGGGUACUUGGUAAUGGUGAUAAUGUUCAUUUAUGUUCCAGUUGGGCAUGAAAUUGGACAUGAGGCACUUGUCAGCCUGCUGGUCCUCCCAGGCACAUUGAUAGAUAGGAAAGUGAGGAUAGGAAAGUGUGGAUAAGCUUGAUAGUUACUGGGCUUUGUCCUGAUGUUUGUAAUCUUGGAUGUAAUCCUGUAGGCCAGAGAGCUCUCAGGGUUGGAGCUGUGUGCUAGAAUUUGAUGUUGGAUUCCCUCCCUUCUGAAGCAGGUAAGAGGUCAGAGGGACAUUUAAGGAACAGAAAGUAGCACCUGCUGAGAGAUUUUUGUAAUACAGUACUAAAUAAAGAAAAUCUUUUCCAUCUUUUUUCUCAAGGAAAGACCACCACUGUCUAAUUAAAUAUAUCCUUGCAUGGAGCUUAUUUCCAAUUACAGCUUACCUGACCAAACCACCCCUUGUUACUUAUUAAAUGCUUCUCUGAGCAACAAAAUUCCAAGUCUAAUUUCUUGCUUCACACUUGUGCAGCACCUCUGGGAGCUGAUUUGUACCAUGACCUUCUCCUAAAUAGGGGUGCAAGUUUCCUUUCUCUUCCCAGUGUAAAACUGCUUAACACAUAACUGCAUGCCUAGUUCCCAACCUGUUUCCAGAAUUAAACAAAGAAACAUGCACAUGGUUUCAGAUUCUUUACUAGUUGAAGAUGGAUUUUUUUUGCAUGUUAAGGCUGAAGUCUGUAAUUCUUACCCUGGUAAAAGCAGCUAAGUGAUCUUCUGAAGGUCCUGACAGCUCAGCAGCUACUUAAACUAUCACUUCUGGUGCUUUAGUUUCCUUAUUAGAAAUAUCUCAGACAAAGUUUGCUCUCUGGAGUCAGAAGAGCACUGGACAAAGGAGUAGAAGGUCUGGAAAUAACUGGCACCUGUAUUUGGUUUGAAAAUAGGACUGUUACACCCAGGGCUAAGUUUUAAAUCUAAUGCUCAGCUCUUUCCAACAAAUUUGCAUAAAUAAUCUCUAAAAACCUAAAUUCUUACAGCCUCUUUUAACCCCUUCCUUGAGCUGUCCUCAUUGUUAAAUGAGCAGAGAUGAGAUUUAGCAGACAGCACAGAUACUUCCUUCCACAAAAAGCUGGCUCAGAGUGAUGUGAAGGGUAACAAGAAACAGCAGAGUUUCAAGCCUGUCUUACUGGAAUUUAUCUAGGGGAAAAAACCUCCUCCAGCAUCUUUGUGCAUAUAAACCACAGAAAAACACCUCCCACUGCUUUCAUUCACCCCAAGGAACAAACCAAGAACAGCGUAGAAGAAAUUUAUUAAGAUAGCACUAUUUAUACAAGUUACUCAUGCUAGAAAAAAGCAUAAAUGAUACAUGUAAACAUUUGUUUACAGAAUACUUGUUUUCCUUGUAAAGGUGCAAAUGAUCUUCAUAUGUAAACACAAGAAUACCGACCUUUAGGGGGGAAGGGGUUUUUAUAAAAGUUUUAAUGUCCCAUUUAUGACUGUAGUGUAUUUUUUACUAUAUUCAAGCACAUUAAAGUCUGAGUUACAUGAAUCAAA
Messenger RNA from Melospiza georgiana, 3031 nucleotides. It is a transcript of the gene CENPL, whose product is annotated as centromere protein L. NCBI's taxonomy places the organism in Eukaryota, Metazoa, Chordata, Aves, Passeriformes, Passerellidae. The record is from RefSeq and is a predicted model, not a curated record. The transcript has 4 exons. The coding region runs from base 4 to 993 and encodes 329 amino acids.